This is a messenger RNA of Emericellopsis atlantica, 1819 nucleotides long. RefSeq lists its product as uncharacterized. Lineage: Eukaryota; Fungi; Ascomycota; Sordariomycetes; Hypocreales; Bionectriaceae. Gene Ontology annotation, molecular function: zinc ion binding. The record is from RefSeq and is a predicted model, not a curated record. Bases 313 to 1677 code for a protein of 454 amino acids. The transcript has a single exon.
CCUAUUUGCAGGCUGCCCUGAAGCCUCCACAUUGUAGUCUGCGUACGGGUUGGGCUAACUGCUUGUUUAUACACUGCCAGAAGCUAGGAUCCAUGGCAUCUACAAUAGGAAUCGCUGAGCAGUGGUGGGAGAACGCGAGCCUUGCCAAUCUGCCCAGCAGUGCGCACAGAGCGUGGAUAGGCCAUAGUUGCGACCUUGGAGAGCCCAGCAUGCAUUCGUUGACGACAUACUCUGGUGUUGACCAACUUGUAUAAGGCUUCUGCCAUUUGAAAAGUCUCUGUGCCUGCUCCUUGAGCGUCGUGAACUUUUUCAAUGUAUUCUCCUACUGCAAAACUAAACGGGCUCUCGCUUGACGCUAUGCCACCAGUGACUCGUUCCAUGUCGCGGCUACAAGGUGACACCUCGCCGCCCCCUAUUGUCGACUAUGAAUCAAGUCUCGAAAGUGAAGAAAGCGAGUCAGACUGGUCCGAGACGGAUGAAGAUUCAUUGACCAUCAAGUCGCCUACACGGAUCAUCUAUCGCCUCGACAAUCUGACACAAGGGCAAAGGGACGUGGUCCGCGACACCUUCAACUGCCCCCUUCAGAUUUCUCUACAACGCUGCCGCCACGUGGACAACACAUACGCCUUCCAAAUGACAGAGCUUGUAAAUCGCUCCAUACGGCUGCACAGGGACGGGGAGCGGACCAUACUUGUCUGCUCAUGCGCGGGCGACGUCAACGAGACCACUGCUUGUUCGCACAUUCUCUGGCUGCUUGACCAGAUACUUGAUCAGACCUUAUACGACCACGACCGACGCGAACCUGUGCGUCUGAACCAACGAGGGUUCGCUGAUGAGAUGGGCGACCUCUUUGAGCGCAUCAGUAAGCAUCACAUCGACAUUCUCGCCGCCGACCUGCACUGCCCCCUUAUACGCGAAGACGCAGAUUUCAGAAUCGACGCAGCUCGAAUACUCGAGGCUCGGGAGCUACUCGCCUCGAUACAUGCGGAAGAUCCGGACACAUUUCGACCAGAUAUAUUCGAUAGUCCCAGCCAGGGCACGAAAGUGAUCAAGCGUCACGAUAUCGACCGCACCAUUUUCAGAAUGCUGCUCGACAACAACAACUUUUUCCAGUACUUUAGGUCCCUCAGUCGGCCAGGAGAUCCCAUCAGAGACGUCUUUCGGAAGCUAUCGCAACGAGUCGACCGAGUGCUAGACAAGCUGGACGCUGGCGGUACGGACGGUUCCAAAACCACAGAAUGGGCAACACACCAUAUCAGAGGCUGCGUGUCCUCCAUUCGGUGUGCUGUGUUCGACCGUGACCAGCCGCUACCCUUUUCAGAGGCACACGCAGCCGCAGCCGCGCUCGUUCAUAUCUUGUCAGCCGUUGUCACUCGACAUCCGCGCGCAUCGAGUCAUGUAUCUGGACAAGGUCGAAACCUGUACAUGAGUCUUGUGGGGGAAAGGGAUAUCGACUUUGUCGUGGGUGUGUUGAGCUUACUGCCUGAAGCGGCAUGUCACUUCCUGUACGAUCUCGAAGCGCUGCUCGAGCAAGUCGAAACAUAUGGCGCUCCGGUGUCGUACGUCACCAAGUUUCGGACGCUCAUUGCGAGCCUACGGGGUCUCAGACCUGAGAGCAGACCGAAGAGAGCGAAUGACGUUACUGCGUCGGGUCGGCGGAGCAAACGAAUGAAGUAACGCGCGCAAGACUUACCGCCACGAGUGGUAGGCUCUUUUGUCGGGAGCUAUCGUGAGGCCAUCAUGUGUCAGAGUAGGCCACUGCGAAGUUCAGAAUACCAGCAAGGCAUGAGCGUCUGCUUCAACGGCACGCAUGUAUACA